Molecule: messenger RNA, 814 nt
Organism: Bursaphelenchus xylophilus (pine wood nematode)
Lineage: Eukaryota; Metazoa; Nematoda; Chromadorea; Rhabditida; Aphelenchoididae
Source: the annotation of a GenBank genome assembly
AUGUCGAGAGAAUGGGCGGACCUGCAAGUUUCAAGGGCAUUGAAUCGAGUCGAAAAUGUAAGAAAUUCAAAACAAAUGUAAAUAUUGAAUGCAAUGUCAUCACGACAAGUUAUUUAUAGAUAUUGGGACAGCUUUCCUUGAAUGAAUCAGAGGUGAGGCGCCAAAGGAAGUACCGUACCGAGAAUAUUAAGAUGGCCAGACAAGAACUCAGAGCCUUCAAUCCACCUCCAUCUAUGCGCAAUAAAUCCCCAGCCCUUCAAAAAAAUCCAAUUCAGUCAACAAAAAUACCAGUCCAUUCCAGUCACAUUUCCGUGGAUCUCCCGAAACAGCCGAUUCAAAUGGGAAACGAGAGUUUUUUGGGGAGAAAGAAUGUUAAUCAGCCGGGACCCACCAGGAACUCCUCUGAAUCAGCCUCGGGAGUUGCGUCAAAAGGUUCAGCCGAUAAGAACGCCCUCAAUUACACCUUAGCACAAACAGAAUCCGUUGUUAAGGAGAUUCCUGGACUCUCAUCAGCUACCUCCACCUUUAGAUGUCGUUCUAAAAGUGAAAGGGUCGCUAAGAAUAUUGGAGAUGCCGUUUAUUUUGGAUUCCCGCCAAUUGAGGUGGGUUUAUUGUGAACAAUGUUCUUAUCUCAACAUAAACAUCUUUAUCGCAGGUUGAAGACAAGAAUGGAAACUUUGAGAUUACAUUAUCACUCCAAGUCAACGAUGAUAAGAACAGACGUCGUGAGUAUCAUAUUACUUGUAAGAUGACACAAGGACGGGAGAUCACUGAGGCCAGAGUUGAUGACGUCACAUUUGUUAAAAAUAUUUGA